CCCAUCUCAUUUCUUUAGAAAAGCUUCUGGGGAAGGCAAGAUUUUAAAAUAACAGGAAAAGGAUGGGUCUUUGUGGAGCAUAGUUAGGUCAUGAGUGAAUAGGUUGGAAGUGGGGCUACAUCUGAAAAGAGGAAAGCAAUUCCUAUGGGGACUAUUCAUGGCACCAAGAGUUUCCCCAGCAACCAGUGGUUGCCUUCCCGUCCCAUCUCCUGCCCUAUUGACAUAAGGCUGCUUCAUGGCUAAUUGACUGGGCGGCGUGGCUGUAGACAAGAGCCACUGAGGCAUGAGGAGAAGCCAGAAUGACUCAUGUUGAGAGAGGCCAGGGGGUUUGGCAAAUAUGGACGGCACCCCCCCACCCCCAGCUCCUAACCGAGCUCCCUCUGCCUUCCGGCUUUGAUCCUCUCCCAAGGUCUCCUUUCUGCCUAGAUGAGAGUUCAACCAUCUUUCUUCCUAGUCCCCAGCUUUCCCCACAAACACUCUGCAGCCCACCUAGAAGCCAGUGAAUCGGGCCAUAGUCCACUCUCCUGUUAGGCUGGAAGCACUGGGCCCUGAGGUUCCAAGACCUCUCCCUUGGCUGCUUCUCCCCUCCCCCCAGCUGAUGCCCCAUUAGCUGCUCGCUCAGGCUGCAGGGUCACCUCUAGUUUAUAGCCCUGACCACCCCUCCCUCUGCUCUUGCCUCUUGGCUCUCUGCCCAACUUCAACCCCUGAGGGUUUAUCCUCAAGGCUCAGAGGCAUCUCGCAACUUCGAGAAGGUGAGUGCCUUCUUUCUGCUCCCCUUCUAAACUCAGCAUUCCCCAAUGGGAGCUCCAGGGCCCUUGUGCCCCAGCCUCUACCACCCUUUUCCCUCACCCUCACUGUCCCCUGUUAUUCCUCAGGACAUCUCCAGAGGUCAUUCUUCUCUCUUCUCCCCACCUGGUUUCUCCUUACCUGGGCCCCAAGUUUUUCUUGGUUGCCUUUCACUAUUUCCCAGGCAUACCUACAUGACCCACUUACAACUCUGCCUUUGUUUCCAGAGUUGCUCUCCUCCACUUUCCCAGCUGUCCUCUGGGCAACACAAUCGCCUCCCAGUACCUGCUUUCCCAAUGGCCCAGACCAGAAGCUAAGGCCCAGAGAGUGUCACACAAGAAGGGCUAGUGGAGGAGAAGCCCCCAGAAUGCUGUGCUCCUGCUUCUCGGCACCAUGGACAUCCCGUGGGAGCUGUCCUUUGCCCUCUAUGCCCUUGCCUUUACACUGGGCCUUCCCCUCAAUGUCAUCCUCCUCAGUGAGGCUGUGUCCCAUGCACGGCUCCGCCUUACCCCAAGCCUCGUCUACACCCUCCAUCUGGCCUGUUCUGACCUGCUGCUGACCGCCUCCCUACCCCUGAAGGCAGCCGAGGCCCUGGCAGGGGGAGCCUGGCCCCUCCCAGCCUCACUUUGCCCAGCCUUUGCCUUGAUACACUUUGUCCCACUUUAUGCUGGGGGUAUUCUUCUGGCUGCCCUCAGUGUUGGCCGCUACCUUGGAGCGGCCUUCCCGUUGGGAUACCAAGCUAUACGGAGGCCCUGUUAUUCCUGGGGUGUUUGUGUGGGGAUCUGGGGGCUGGUCAUUUUCCACUUGGGGCUGGUGUUUGGACUGGAAAGUCAGGAAGCCCAGGAGAAGAACGGCACAACGUCCCUGGGAAUGACCGUUCCAGUCAACGGCUCCCCUGUCUGUCUGGAAGCCUGGGACCCAACAUGGGCCGGCCCUGCACGUCUCAGCAUUUCGCUUCUGCUCUUUUUCCUUCCUUUGUCUGUCACUACCUUUUGCUGUGUGGGCUGCCUGCGGGCCUUGGCCCGCUCUGGCCUGAGCCGGAGUCGGAAGCUCCGAGCUGCCCGGGUGGCCGGGGGCGCACUGCUCACUCUGCUGCUCUGCCUGGGGCCUUACAAUACUUCCCACGUGGCCUGCUUUGUGAAACCAGAGGCUGGCAACCAUUGGAGGAAGCUCGGGCUGAUCAUGGGAUCCUGGAGCUCUGUGCUCAACCCACUGGUGUCCGGGUACUUGGGGAACAAGGCCAGCCGGAGGCAUGGUACCGUAGGGACUCACGGUGGGACAUCCCAGAAAUAGCAGCCUCUGGGCAGCAGGGGUAUGGGACCAGAGGGUCGUGGGCAUCUCCUCAAGGCCAGAGGGGGCUCCCAGGUCCUGAGGCGCCGGGCCAGCAGGGACCACAGCUCAGCCUCAAGGGGACUCACCCGCUGGCCAUUCUCUGCCCGCCUCACGGGGGAUUGAGCUUCAGUCUCCUUUCAAAUCACGAAGAUCCCAUGGAGGAGGCAGAACCUGACAAACGGGAGCAGAGCCUGGCAUGGAAAGAGGUAACCUCGGGGGAGCUGGGUGGCACAGUGGAUAGAGCACUGGCCCCCUGGAGUCAGGAGGA
This is a messenger RNA of Vombatus ursinus (common wombat), 2386 nucleotides long. RefSeq names its product free fatty acid receptor 1 (gene FFAR1). The record is from RefSeq and is a predicted model, not a curated record. Gene Ontology annotation, molecular function: bioactive lipid receptor activity. The transcript is spliced from 2 exons. The coding region runs from base 1180 to 2079 and encodes 299 amino acids. Lineage: Eukaryota; Metazoa; Chordata; Mammalia; Diprotodontia; Vombatidae. Gene Ontology annotation, biological process: positive regulation of cytosolic calcium ion concentration; G protein-coupled receptor signaling pathway; response to fatty acid. Gene Ontology annotation, cellular component: plasma membrane.